Lindgomyces ingoldianus is the source of this 650-nucleotide messenger RNA. Its product is annotated as actin depolymerizing protein. The coding region runs from base 52 to 510 and encodes 152 amino acids. Lineage: Eukaryota; Fungi; Ascomycota; Dothideomycetes; Pleosporales; Lindgomycetaceae. The transcript is spliced from 3 exons. The record is from RefSeq and is a predicted model, not a curated record. Gene Ontology annotation, biological process: regulation of actin filament polymerization. Gene Ontology annotation, molecular function: actin filament binding. Gene Ontology annotation, cellular component: site of polarized growth; cortical actin cytoskeleton; plasma membrane.
CGGACUUCGACACCGCACCCGCUCAACUCACACAACACAACAAACCGAAUUAUGCCAGCCCCUAGUGAUAUUCUUUCUGAUGUGGACAUCGCUCAGGCGUACGAAGAUGUCAGAUCCGACAAGUCAGAGACGACAUGGCUGGUGUUGAAGUACGCAUCGGGAACACCGGACUCGCUGAAGCUGGACAAAACUGGCACGGGGGAUAUCGCAGAAAUGUGCGAAUGUCUGGGGGAUGAUGAGGCAGCAUAUGGAUAUGUACGGGUGACGCUGGGAAACGACGAAUACAGCGAGCGCACGAAAUUCGCCUUUGUAGUCUGGGCUGGCCCGAAUACGAAAAUCAUGCGCAAGGCUAAAAUGAGCUUCCAAUCCGGUCAGGUUAAGCAGGUUCUUAGAAGUUAUGCCGUCGAAAUCCAAACCGAUGAUAAGAAAGAUCUUGAGCAAGAGGUAGUGGUCAUGAAGUUGAGAAAGGCGAUGGGCGCUAAUUAUGAUCGUCAAAAAUCAACGUACUGAACACGGACGGAGAUCAUACCUAGAGACGAGAAAGAAGGAAAGUAGUCUAGUAUCUUAGCACUCCUCUGUAUUAGCCACGAGAAGCUGAUAAGUAGACAUAAACUAGACAACAACUAAACUUGUGUGCGUUCAGACCCAGG